CGCUAGCUCCUCCCACACACGGCUCAAUAAUCACCAGCCGAGCUGUCACUCCCCUCUUAACUUGAGAAAACCCCAAGGUAAACUUUAGGAAGAGGGCUGAAAGUUUUUAGCAACUGAAUGUAGUCGUUUUAAUAAAAUAAUCGCUGCAAAAUGAACGACAUGACAUCUGAAGCAACACGAGGAAUGAAGUCUUCGCUUUGACGCGCAACGCAACGUAAAAAUGGACGGGACGCGCAGGUUCAUUUUGGGAAUACUAGCUGUUGUCCUAUGCAAAUACUCCCAAGCUGAAUGGAAUACCACAAAUACACCAGCGAAUAGGACUGUGUCCUGUGAUCUACAUGACAACUGCACAGGUUCAGAUGAUGACCACACAUGGAGUGGACACUUCUCUAAAUGUCCAAAAGAAUACAAGCAUUACUGUGUCCAUGGUGUUUGCCGUUUUGUAAAGGCGCAAAACACCCCUUCAUGCAGAUGUGAAACGGGAUACAUUGGCAGUCGGUGUGAAUAUCGUGAUCUUGAUCUCCGUGUUGAAGAACGAAUGAAAAUAGUCAUCGCAUGUGUGGUGGCAGGAUUGGUCUUUCUCAUUCUGCUUAUUGUGUUCAUAUGCGUCUGUACACACAAACGAUAUAAACCAUGUAGAAAAAAGAAGAGAAAAAAGGAAACAAGUGAUGAAGAUGAGAAGCUCAGUUCACUGAACAUACAUGAAGCUUUAACUGCUCCAGUCAACACAUCCGACACAAAUGAUGUAUGAAUGAAACAGUGAAGUGAUCCUGCCAGGGUUGGUAAUGGCGUGAUUGUGGUGUGGGGAUGAGGACUCGUCCUGCCGUGUGAUGAAAGCUGUGCUUUACAGUAAUCCUGAGUGGACUUUAAAUGAACUUUGAAGAUAUGGUGUGAAAGGCAACCUUUGCCAUUUUCUGCGCUACAGUUUACCUCAUUCUUCAUGCCACAACUCCUUUUCACACUUUUCAGUAGAAAAGUCAGAGAUGAACUGAACGUACAUGCCUUCAGAAUGGCUGUAAUGAUAAUGUGUGUCAUAAUUCAAAUAAUUGAAUAGGUGGCGUGCAAUAUGCUGAAUGCAAACAAAGCCGAUUUAUAUGAGUUUAAUUAUAAGUCUGUUUAUAUUGCAUAUGAUGCACAGACUAUUAAAAAAGGUUACCAUAUUUUAGGUUUGAUAGAUGCUAAGGUUUUAAGUUAAAUUGUUAUAUUGACAGUUUCGAUGGUUUCUGGAAGCAGUUCUCCCGAUAUUAACGGACCUAAACUUUCUCUUAUCUUUGAU
Messenger RNA from Carassius auratus (goldfish), 1276 nucleotides. Its product is annotated as probetacellulin-like. The transcript has 6 exons. The record is from RefSeq and is a predicted model, not a curated record. The coding region runs from base 221 to 751 and encodes 176 amino acids. Gene Ontology annotation, molecular function: growth factor activity; epidermal growth factor receptor binding. NCBI's taxonomy places the organism in Eukaryota, Metazoa, Chordata, Actinopteri, Cypriniformes, Cyprinidae. Gene Ontology annotation, biological process: positive regulation of mitotic nuclear division; positive regulation of cell population proliferation; epidermal growth factor receptor signaling pathway.